Messenger RNA from Anarrhichthys ocellatus (wolf-eel), 5736 nucleotides. It is a transcript of the gene tpk2, whose product is annotated as thiamin pyrophosphokinase 2. Gene Ontology annotation, molecular function: 8-oxo-dGDP phosphatase activity. Bases 1976 to 2878 code for a protein of 300 amino acids. The record is from RefSeq and is a predicted model, not a curated record. The transcript has 8 exons. Lineage: Eukaryota; Metazoa; Chordata; Actinopteri; Perciformes; Anarhichadidae.
UCAUGUCCUACGUGUGAACAAUAUUUGUCUCCUAACAAAAUGUUAGGUUCAGUGAUUUUGAAGUAUAUUUUGGUGUACUCUUCAGACUUGAAUAAUACAACUGACGACGGUGAAAACGGUCAAAGACUUGAAGGGACUUAUGGGUCACUCGUUCCGCAUCCGGUGGCUCUCUCUGAUAUGAGCCUGGCUGUGAUCGGUGGAGACGUCCUGACUGUCACGUUACACUACAGAUACAGUGAGCAACGGCGUGUCAUGCAGAUGCUGUCUCUAACUAAUAAGAACUUUUGGUAAUGGCAUGGUUUUUAAACUUCCACCAUAGCCGAUAUAACUAACGUUACGUGCGUUAAUACUAGAUAAUAGAGUAAACUAAGCUACAUCCCUGUUUAGCUAACUCGAACAGUGCAGUGUGCAAUUAACAAUGACAGUAUCACGAAGGUUACCGUUAGAUUAAAACCAAACUAAACUUGUAAUUGAAUGCUAUAUGUUGUGCACUCAUAUUUAGCUGAGACCCAACAGGACCGCAUACGCAUUUGGGAUAUUAAAUACAUCUUACCUUUUGGUCUUAAUAAAAAAACAGUCGUUAGUUGAUGAAUGUCGCCUCGUCUUACGGUGAAAAUAUGAGGGGAUGUGACGGUUAGCCCCCACCGGGUGGCUGCUAGCUAACGUUAGCUCAGUGUUAGCUAAAAGGAGAAUGCAGUGAAUAGAGUCAUAGCAGUUGUUUCCUUCAUAUUUCUAACACCACACUGCCGCGCAGUUCUUUACGAUGUUUGGGGACUACUCUUGCAAUUCAUUAAAUUGCAUCCUCUCAAAACUACUCCAUAUUAUUCCUUCUUCUUUGUGUUUAUUUUAAGCAGAUCGUAACAGCCUUUUUCUUCUUCUUCUUCUACUUGUCUGCAGUUUAACGGCAGCUAGCGUCAGUAGUUUUGCGCUACCGCCAUCUUCUGGAGCCGGUUAACUCCUACAGUGUGCGUGUUCAGUGCCUUGUUUUCUUACCUAAAGUAAAUCUAAUUCAAUUUCAAUGCAAUAAGCUUUAUUGGCAAGACAUUUGGCAGAGCACAGUUACGAUUAUGAAAGAGAGAAUGAGUGAAUAACAGUAUUAGUUAAAAAUAAUAAAAUAGAUAGAAUAAUAGAUAGAAAAAACAAUAAUUGUGCUAUAAACUACACUGCCUUAAUCUAGCCUUGGUCGAAUUAGAGCUAUAAAUAGGUUUUCUUUUUUUAGAGAAAUAACGAGUUUGUCACAUUUCAAUUUGUCUGUGUCUUAUGUUUAUCACCAUUACAUUUUCAAUUCCAAGUUGGAUUUAUUUUAUUAUGAUGUCUAUGCUACUUAUCCCCAAUCAAACCAUGUGCUUCUUACAGGGAAAAUCUGUUUUCUCUUUAUUAUCUGCAUGCAAAACAUUACGGAGGUUGAAUUGAAAGUAUUAUUUAUUUCUUUACAUGUCUAAUUGAAUGGUAUGGCACUGUGGACGUGUAGAGGAAGAUGAAGACGGUUGACUGCACCUUUAAUACAGAUAUCUGAUUUGUUUUGAUAAGUACACAAAUGUGGUUUAAAGUAGGAUUUUUUAAAUGUUUUUUACAUGAUUUAUUGAAGUGAUUACAUCCAUUUUCUGUCAAUGAACCUUUGUAUUGCCUGCAUAUACAUGCUGCUUAAUCAAUAUCUGAAAUAAUAAUGCAUGUCCUAUAUGUAAGAUGUUGUAUUAGAACACUAGAUGGUUAACAGACAAUAGUUUAAAUACAGUUUAUUGAUGGGCCUAAUCGAUACUAGUUCAAUUUAAGGCGAGAUAAACAGAUGCCUCAAGUCCAUGUAAAAACUCACGAAGAAGAAGCAGACAUGCGCAGAGCGCUUUGAGAAAAAACAUGGCGUUCAAAAUAAUAGCUUGAUUAGCAUUGGUGUGUGAUUAGCAGUCGUCUCGUCCACCUAGUUUAUCCACGUUUACUCUAUCGGGGCCUGAGAGGUGGUUAGUUAACAUUCUAUAAAAUGGCUAACUCUGCCUGGUCCGAAAACAUACUCCAGCUCCUCCGCCGAAUGAAUAACUUCUAUUUACCCGGCUCCUGUCGUUCUAAGUGCUGGAGGUUUGAGAUAAACGAAGCACAAGUGGGCUGGAUUCCUCCACAUGUAGCUUCACUGUUGACACGGUACCCAGAAGUGUUCAGUCCGCCGCACGGGGGCGCUGUGUCACUGUGUCGCAGCUUGGACUCGUACGAGAAGAGGUCCGAGGCUGUGGACGCGGUCCUUCAAACCCUGAGACAGGAGAGCUCCCUAACGUGUCUUAAAGGGUGGAGAGACGAGAAGUACAGUGUGAUGCCAAAAUUCUCCGACCCUCCUUUAAUGUGGAUGGAAAGAGCAGCUACAAGUCUCUUUGGAGUGAAGCGGUAUGGAGUCCACGUCAACGGCUACACUGUCAGUGACAGUGGGGAAGUCAACAUGUGGCUGGCACGACGCUCCCUCACUAAGCAGACGUACCCCGGACUACUGGACAAUGUGGCAGCAGGUGGUCUUGCUGCUGGUGUUGGCGUCAAAAACACUCUGGUCAAAGAAUGUGAGGAGGAAGCGUGUAUCCCAGCAGCCAUUGCAGAGAAGGCUCGCCCUGUGACCAACGUAAGCUACACCUACAAGGAUGAGGACGGGGUGUUUGCAGAAAGUCAGUUUGUCUUCGAUUUGGAAGUUCCUCCGGAGUUCAAGCCCCGAGCAGGCGAUGGAGAGGUCCAAGAGUUCUACCUACUGCCCAUAGAUAAGGUGAAGGAACUGCUGGCCACUGAUGACUUCAAACCCAACUGUGCCAUGGUGGUGUUGGACUUCCUCAUCAGACACUCGUUUAUUGAACCAGACACAGAGCCAUGCUAUCAGGAAUUUGUGGCAGGACUCCAUCAGACAUUAUAGAGCAGCUGAGGACUGAGCCCAGUGUCUUUAUAUUUAACCCCGCUAACAGGGGCUCGAACUCAGGGGCAGGCAACUUUGGAGAAACCGGCACGAGUAGACAACAUUUUUUAAGUAUCCAACAGAAAAAGUCCCUGCCCCUCCCUUUAUGCCUCCCACCCAAAACGAGGAGGACGAGGUCACAAGAGAGAGCUGUAGAGAGGACUGUCGUUCAGCGCUGACCGUAUCAAACCACCUCAUGUCUCCAUGAUGUGCAAGAAAACACGUCAAUUUAUCUUCAUUAACAGGACAUGUUAUUGUUAGUACUCACAGCUGGUAAUGUCAAUGCAGAUAGGUAGCAUCUGAUGCAUUGAAUGCUGUAAAGAAGAUAACAAAUAUAUUACAAAAAACCUACCCUAGCUUUAAUUUAAACUGUUAACUUAAUAAUUACAAUAGUACAACACUUAUUAGAGAGACGAUGAAUUGAAGAUGUAAAAAUCUCACUUUUUCACAAAUCAUUAAAUGUGCACAUUGUUUCAAUUUAUUAAAGGUCUUUCCACAAAAUCCAACCUGGGAGGUUUAGGAUCUUUACUAGGAUUCUAGAGAAGAGUUGGUUUGAACCUUUGUGAAGACCAAUCCACCUGUGAGGGCCGGACAAAAGCGUGAUUCAUGACAAUAACUGAAAUAAAGACAAAGCAUGUGGUAUCUGGUCAUUCUCAGUUACAAUUUAUUUCCUUUAGAAUACAUUAAAAAAAGAUGACUGGUGAAAUGUGAGGAUACAAAACAAUAGUCCUCUUUCAAAUAACCAAUCCUUUAGGAGUUGCUUGCAUUUUGUAUUUCAUAAUUUUUUCAAAGUGUGUAUACCACACUGACAUUUUAGUUUUAAGCUGUGUGCAAACAAUACAACAUAAGGCAGUAGAAUAUCACGUAGUUCAAAUAACAUACAACAGAAAAAGAGGCAGAAAUAAAAGAAUAGUUGUAGACAUCACGAGUGAACAGGCAGAGUGGAAACGAAACACACUUCUGAUAACAGCCUGGCAUUGAGCGACACCAGAACUUUCAAAAUAAAAGCUGGUAUUUAAAUAAUGGGAGUGUCCAACAACAGCUGGACAACAAAUAAGGGCUGGGUUAAAACACUGAGGGUGGAGUUACUGUACUAUCAUGUCUCGCAUGCUUAAAUUCAGUAUAAUGUAUCAGUCACGUCAUAAUCAUAACAGAAAAACAGUUGCUUCCAUGUUGCAGUUUUUGUUAUUGCUGUUAAGUUACUGCCUCUGAAACUCCACUUCCUGUAAAUGUUUCAAAUUAAAAGCAUACCGGUAACUAGAGGACAUCCUAUGACCUGAUGGAAGGAUUUCAAAGUAAAAUCUGUACAUAAAGUGUAGCGUUUCAUUGAUGGUGGCUAAACAACACUAAGGGGAAAAGAACAGCAAAGUGACUAAUUAGUAAGUGGAAACAGCAUUUGUGUUAGAAAGAGAAACUCCGGCAUGAAGCUAAGUGUAGUGAAAGGGAAAUGGUGCAGUAGAAAUGAUAUGAAGACAAUGGGGAAACAUGGCCAAGGUGUUGAGUUUGCAUUAAAAGUCAAUUAAAACGGGAGCAAAUCAGAAAUCAAGGAGGCUUCCUCCUAAAGUUAGCAGUUACUGUUAGGAGGAUCAAACCACUUUUUAACCCUUUAAUACCCAACUGUAUACAGUGCGUCUGACCGUCCACGCCAAUUCAAUCACAGUUUUCUGAUUGAAAGUAGAGGUUAACUUAAUCUCCAUUUGUUAAGUGUUACAUUCAUUAACAAGCUUGUACAAAACACUCAAACAAGUUGGUCUCAUUACGCUCAGACGCCAACAAUUAAAAUCAGCUCUUUAAAUGAAUGGAAUUCUAUAUGAAAGACUACAGGUUGAUAAAACGGAAAGUUGGGUUAUGUUUCCCCACGGGAAUGAAGGAGAAGGAAAGACCAGCACGGUCCCGCUGCAGGCCCUGGAAGUCCCCCCACAGUUAGUUAGGCAGGCAUGCAUCUGGGGUGAACUGGUCUCAACCCUCAAACCACAGCGCUAUGGUUCAGAACAGAAACCCUUCACACCCUCCCACUCCUUUAAAAAGUACGAGUGAGAGCAAUAUUCGCUUCUCUUCGCAUUCUCCUAAUAAUGUCAUGUCUAAAGAAUCCUAAACACAAGAUGACAGUAUUUUCAUCUGAAAGCUAAAAGCUAUAACCUUGUACAUAAAUGUAUAUACUCCCUUUCCCAUUGCAUUCGACCUUCCUUCUUUCCCCUUAAGCCCGGGUUGACUCUUCUCCUCAUAACACCCCGUUCAAUUGUGCCCACCUUGGUGUCGAAGCAGACACGGAGGAGGGAUGUUGAUUUAUUUUUUUUGGCCUGGUUUGUGUCUCCCUCCCCUCCCGAUCCUGUGUGACCGACACUCUAUAGCAGGAGGCAGCCGCCCUUCUUGCCUCGCCUCUUGGCCUGCAGCGCUGCCCUGGUGGCCAUCUCGAACACCUCCCGCACGCCGUCCUUCGUCUUGGCCGAGCACUCCAGGUAACCAAAGGCAUUGAUCCGGUUAGCCAUGUCCCUCGCCUCGUCUGACUUCACUGGCUCCUGUUUGGAUAAACCAAAAUCAUGAAGGGGUAUCAUCCACUUGUAGAAAUCAUUCAUAAAGUAAUAUAGAUCGGUCUUAUAAGUGUCUAAAGACAUAGAAAGGAACUUACAAAGAAAUGAAAACCUUCCCGUUACCUUUCGCUUUCUCUCGCUGUGACAGUUUUGAAAUGGAUGUUUUGAUAUAGUUUUGCUAUUGUUAAACACUUACAGUGCAUCCGGAAGGUAUCUAUUAGAAAUAUAAAACGAAAAAAAUCACAUGUAUUCACAGCCUUUGCCAUGACACUCAAAAUUGAGCUCAGG